UCGCGUUUUUGCACGAAUAAAUGUGAACACCAGAACAUCAAUCACAAUUAAUAUGUAUAGUAAAAUUAAUAUAAUAGAUUAGUUUUGAAUAUUUCUUGAAAAACUGCACAAAUUUAAAUAAGCGCGAUGGCAGAUUACGAUUCCGAUGACGAAAAGUCACAACUUGAUAAGUUACGUUAUGCGAAGGUGCCUCGUGGUAUGCAUGUUAGCGGUUGGGACGAUGAUGCGGAUGAACUGAUCGAAGAAGAUAGAAACCCUCAAGCUAGCAUUGAACGUAUGAUCUUAUGGGCGGUGAAUGAAAACAAGUUGGGCGAGGUUCGUGAAAUUCUUCAAUUGGAUGCUGAGGCCGUUUCUGCAAUAGACGAUGAUGGCUACACACCCCUACAUAGAGCCUGCUAUAAUAAUUUUAUAGAUAUAGCCAAAUUAUUGCUGCAGUAUAAAGCAAAUCCGAAUGCUAAAACGAACUUGGGUUGGACUCCUCUUCAUUCAGCUUGUAAAUGGAGCAAUGCUGAAUGUGCGUCAUUGCUAUUACAAUACGGAGCGGAUGUUAACGCUCAAUCGGAGGGCAAACAGACCCCUUUGCAUGUAACCGCUACAAUAUCAAAUUGUCGUAAUACUGCUACGUUGUUAUUAAUGGAUCGGAAUAUUAAUGCACAGGCCUUGAAUAAUUCCGAAGAAACAGCAGAACAAAUUGCUUUGAGAACCGGCUUAACUGGACCUGUAUUUGAAAUGGGGCAUCCCGCUUAUGAUAUAGAAACUGGCCUUAUAGAUUAAUUUAACGGAAUACAUAUAUAUUUCAAAAAUAUUUUGAUUAAUGAAUUAAAAAUCCUCUACCCGCUUUGCUUUUAAAGUUGUGCUGUGAGUAAAUUGCACUUUUCUGGCUAUUCACGUAAUCUCUCCAAUAG
Glossina fuscipes is the source of this 905-nucleotide messenger RNA. RefSeq names its product ankyrin repeat domain-containing protein 49 (gene Ankrd49). Bases 127 to 774 code for a protein of 215 amino acids. NCBI's taxonomy places the organism in Eukaryota, Metazoa, Arthropoda, Insecta, Diptera, Glossinidae. The transcript is spliced from 3 exons. The record is from RefSeq and is a predicted model, not a curated record. Gene Ontology annotation, molecular function: protein binding.